AUGGUCUGUGCAGAGUUAGUCCAACUUUGUAGCGUCCUUGGAACUUGUGUUGGUCUGGGACAAGAACUACCACGAAACCAAUAUGGACGAACAGCUAAAGAGGUGAAACGCCUGAGUCCUUUCGGGGUGCGUCUGCGAGUGACCUUCCGGAAGCAAUCUCUUAGCAUACUCAUCAAUCCUUUUACCAUCGAGAGUUACAGUGGUCGUACUACAAUAACUGACCUAUUAGCCACGACUGAGAAUGACCAGCCAAAAUGUGGCCACGGGAAGUUCUCUGUCCGACCUGGUGGCUAUUUGUACCAACCUGGCCGUUGUCCGAGUGUAGUCAGCUUCGGAAGUAAGAAAUCACUUCGCAAAGUACAGUUCCAAUGGACGCCACCUCGAUGUGCCUGUGCAACCAUCAGAAUUACUGUAAAAUCUAUCCAAGGUUUCUACUACUCCGGUAAUACCCCCGACGAUGCUCUCUAUCGAAGUAUAUGUCCCAAAGACAUGACACUAAGAAAACCAGCCAAAAUUCCAAUGAUGACUCUCGAGGAGGAAGUGACCAAAAUGAAGCGGGAAUCUCUCUCGCAGCUUUGCCAUCAUGUCGAAGAAGAAAGAACGAGCGAUUCGUUUCCGGUGAAUUUCUUGGAACCCCGCCAAUUGAAUGAUCUCGAGAAAUCCGACCCACGGUGGGAUAUUCUACAGUUGGCACUUGAACAGCGUAGAAUUGAAGUGCAAACGUGCUGUGGGAUUACGGACACUUUCAAUCGUCAAGAAUGUUUUGAGGAUAUCCGUAGAAACAGGAUUGACCAGUUGUGUGGUGAUGGGUACCCGGCCGUACCAUACGCCAAACAUCGUGAAUCCUGGAUGAGUACCCGACAAGAAACAUGCUGCUAUGAACUUGCUGAGAGCCGUUACGAAUGCUUUGCCAAAAACUCCGCAGAACGAAGCUCUCACAGUCCAGAUCACAUCGCGUUUUUCGACGAAACCCAUCCAUUGGUUGAUUUAGAAUAUUACCAAACAAACCCGCUGGCCAAUACUAUCAAGAUGCCGGUUUCUGUUGCACUGAAGGACUUCGAGUCGGUCAACGUUUACCCACGUCUAGUUCAAGAGUGACCCUACGUAAGUUCUGUAAUAUUGUGCGCACCCAAUAUCAAGAUGCGAAUCUUCAGAGAGACCAAUCAGCGUGCUCGAAGGCCUUUCUUAACUGCUGCAUCCAAUCAGCAACCAAUGAACGAGGAAUCCCAACUACCACCGUGGGGCCAACAGAGCAAAGUCAAAGCAGAAAACGUCGAGGUCGAAAAGGCAAAGUGUUAAAACAACGGAAAACGCCCCAAAAAGCCAGUCGUCUUCAAAGAAGAGAUAAGUUUUCAAGUGACAUCGAAAAUGGCGGUGGUGUUAGUGAAAGGUUUAAUUCUGGCAUUGACGGCAUGACCACCACUGAUGAACGCAAAAGGCGAGUCGCAAACGGACACAGAGGUUUAGAAAAUUUCUAUGAUGGAAAACCCACGGGAAAUAAGAGCAGAGGUAAAGCGAGGAAACUGCGAGGAAGUCGUGAAGAAUAUGAUGAUGGUAUAGAUGGUGAUGAUGAUAGUGAUGAUGAUGGUGAUGAUGAUGGUGGCGUUGAUAAACUCUACAAUUAUGACGAUGAUGGUGCUGAUGGUGAUGAUGAUAAUGAUAAUGUUGAUGAUAUUAAUACCGAUAAAAAUGAGAAACCGGAAGCGGAAGUGAAGAAAAUGAAAACGAAGAGAGAAAAGAAAGAAAAGAAAGAAAAGAAAGAAGAGACUGGAAUGAGAGAAGAAGAAGAAGAAGAAGAAGAAGAAGAAGAAGAAGAAGAAGAAGAAGAAAAAGAAGAAGAAGAAGAAGGAAAGAAGAUAAAGGAAAGAGUGAAGAUUCCGAAGAACGGACGAAAUCGCCAGUUCCUGAAAAAUCGAAAGGCGUCCAAUAAAAGCAGAAAAGGAAAACAUCGCAGGUUAAAAUCGAACAGACGCCGCCGUCAUUGAAACAAUCGCUAUUGAAUCUAAACAACACCCACACACACAUUGUGGGUGGGUGUG
This is a messenger RNA of Octopus bimaculoides (California two-spot octopus), 2039 nucleotides long. RefSeq lists its product as uncharacterized. The record is from RefSeq and is a predicted model, not a curated record. NCBI's taxonomy places the organism in Eukaryota, Metazoa, Mollusca, Cephalopoda, Octopoda, Octopodidae.